This is a messenger RNA of Topomyia yanbarensis, 2198 nucleotides long. Its product is annotated as dipeptidyl peptidase 3-like. The transcript has 4 exons. Gene Ontology annotation, molecular function: metalloexopeptidase activity; dipeptidyl-peptidase activity. Gene Ontology annotation, cellular component: cytoplasm. Gene Ontology annotation, biological process: proteolysis. The record is from RefSeq and is a predicted model, not a curated record. NCBI's taxonomy places the organism in Eukaryota, Metazoa, Arthropoda, Insecta, Diptera, Culicidae. The annotation marks the transcript as partial.
AACCGACCGGCUUUUGCUUUUUCUGUCAACUCAUUCGAUUCUGUACAUCGCGCAUUCCGUCGUCGCUGCAUUUUUGUGGUUAUCGUGGCAUAUAUUAAUCAUCCACUAGCAUCUGAAAAGUGUACCGUCAUCAGUUUCUCUGCCGUUCAUAUUUCAACCACUGUAGCUGGACCACAAUGACGGAUAAAAGUCAGUAUGUUCUUCCAAACUCGCAACCCAUCGUGGAACUGGAUUGUGCCGCCGCGUUCAAUGCACUGACCGAGAAGGAAAAACUGUACGCGCACUAUUUCAGUCAGGCGUCAUGGACCGGUGGUUUGAUUGCUCUGGUUCAAUCGAGUCCGGAAUCGCCGUUAAUUUUUUCGCUUCUGCAUAGAUUAUUCCUGGCAGAACCCGUGGACCAGUUGAAGAAGGCAGCACUGGAGGCGGGUGUGGGUGAGGACGAGUUCACGGCUUUUUUGGUUUACGCUUGUGGCUUCUUGGCUAACAGCGGCAACUACAAGGGUAUGGGUGACAGCAAAAUUGUGCCCAACCUGGACGAGGAUAAGUUUGAGAUGAUCGUCAAAAGUUCGAAGGCUUUCAAGGAGGAUGAAAACGUUGUGGGAGGACUUUGGGAAAAGACUAGAACACCGAUGUUCCUUUUGUCUGAUCGUACCAAAACGCUGGGACUGUGCGAUCAGGGAAUUACAACGUACUUUUCGUCCAAUGUGACUCUUCAGGAUACGGAACUGAUCAGUGAGUGGAUGAAAGAGAAUAAGCUAGAGGCGUACAUUUGUCGUACGUUCAAAACUGUUGAAGAUGAUAAGACGGUAUACAACAUCAAGCUUGCCUCCGCCGAAGAAGGGGAGAAAGAAGGAUUAACUUUGGCUCCUGUAGAGUAUAAGGGGUGUAUUUUUAAAAUUACUCGCGGAGAUUACCGAGAGCUGAUGCAGAAGGUGGCGGAUCAUCUUUCAGAAGCGAACAAGUACUCGGCGAACGAAAAUCAAAAAGAGAUGAUUAAUCAUUAUGUUCAGAGCUUUACUGAAGGUAGCUUGGAUGCGCACAAGACCGGUUCCCGCUACUGGAUCAAGGACAAAGGACCGGUUAUUGAAACAUAUAUUGGAUUCAUCGAAACCUACAGAGAUCCGGUGGGACAGAGGGGCGAGUUCGAGGGUUUUGUCGCUAUGGUCAACAAAGAGAUGUCAGCCAAGUUCGGAACGUUGGUCAAGAAUGCUGAGAACUUCAUUAAACUGUUGCCUUGGGGUGAGGAUUACGAGAAGGAUAAUUAUCUGAAACCGGACUUUACUUCGUUGGAUAUACUGACUUUUGCCGGGUCGGGUGUGCCUUGUGGGAUAAAUAUUCCCAAUUAUGACGAAAUCCGCCAAGACGAAGGAUUCAAAAAUGUGUCCCUGGGUAACGUACUGGCCAAUACGAACAAAACCGACACGAUCCCGUUUCUUUCUCCGGAGGAUCAGGCUCUGUUGAAGCGCCUGAAGGCGUCAGCUUUUGAAGUGCAGGUCGGUCUUCACGAGUUACUGGGUCAUGGUAGUGGGAAAUUAUUGCGCCUGAACGAGAAAGGCGAGUACAAUUUUGAUCGGGAGAAGGUCAAAAAUCCGCUGAAUGGGGAAGCAGUCUGCAAUUGGUACGAACCCGGUGAAACGUAUGACUCUAAAUUUAAAUCGUUAAGCUCGAGCUACGAGGAGUGUCGUGCAGAAGCGGUCGGUCUGUAUCUGAGCUUGAAUCGUGACAUUUUGAAGAUUUUCGGUCACACAGAUGAGCAGGACAUGGAUGACAUCAUCUACGUUAACUGGCUACUACUAGUAUGGGGAGGAGUCGGCGUUGCGAUGGAAUUGUACAAUCCAACACAAAAAGCCUGGCUGCAGGCUCACUAUCAAGCUCGGUUCGUAAUCAUGAAGGUGCUGCUGGAAGCCGGCGAGGGGUUGGUCAGUGUAGAAGAGACCGAGCCAGGCAAGAAUUUGCUGUUGAAAUUUGAUCGCAGCAAGAUAGAAACAGUGGGUAAGGAAGCCAUCAAGCAGUUUCUGCUAAAGCUGCAGUAUUAUAAGUCUACCGGAGACGUGGUGAGUGCUACUAAGAUGUACAACCACUAUUCGGAGGUCAGCGAGGAAGGUCCAUAUCCCUGGGCCAAGUGGCGUGACAUUGUUCUGCUGCACAAGAAGCCCCGCAUGAUUUUCGUGCAGGCGAACACGGAGCUGACGGAAGAC